AUGAUCUCAAGGAUUUUUGAAUAUUUAUUAAGGAUAUCAUUAACAGAUAAUAUGAAAAAGGAAAUAAUUUUCUAGUUUCCAGAAAAAAUAAUUUUAUGGAUAUACUUUUGCUAAAUAAAUGGAUUCUUAAUUAAUAGAGUGGAGAAGAAUUUCACAAUUUUUUAAGAGAAUUAAUAUUUAUUCACAAUUUUUGAUUAUGCCAAUAUUGUUAAUCCCUUAAGUCAAUAUUUAAAUUUUGAGACCAUGACUUAUGUUUUGAUACUACAAUUAAUUAUGUUUUAUGUUUGCAAUUUUACUCUAAUGUUGAAGAAAUAAGUAAAUAUAUCAAUAUUUUAUUAGAAAGUUAAAUUAGUUUGCAAUUACUUUAUUUUAUUUAAUUGGAUUAUGAUGUGUCCAUUUUAAACCAUAUUUGUUAUGGUUACAACUAAAAAUGAAUUUAUUCACUAAAACAUUUAAGAUUUAAGUACCAAUAAAGAGAUAUUUUUAUUAAUUAUUACUAUAUUAGGAACAAUAAUAAUAACUAUCACUUCUACAUUAUCAAAUUUUAUUUUUUAAAAAAGGGAAAUUAAUUAAGAGAUGCUUCUUAAAUAUAAUUUUAAACUUAUUUACAUUAUAAGCCCUUUAACUUAAUUCUAUAUCAUAAUCUCAUAUUUAAUAUAAAAUCUGUAAUUGCAAAUUAUUACUCAUAUAUUACACUUUAUAAUUAUGAUUUUGCAUUUGAUCAUCACAUUAUAAUUUCCUUUUGGACUUAACUCAAUAUCAUUAUUAUAUAAUUAAUUGACCAUACUCAGUAUCUCAUUUAAUUGCCUUAUCUGUAUUUGGAAAUACUCAAGUCAGAAUGAUUAAUUUAUCUUUUUAUCUUUGUUUAUAAUCGGAAUGGUAAUUAUCUAACAUUUAAUAUAUAGUUAUUAUGGUAUUGUGUUGUAAUCAUAUUCUAAAGAAGAUUAGAUAAGAUUAUACAUAAUUUUUGUUCAAAAAGAGAAACCUCACAUUUAGCUCAAGUAUUAGAAUAUUUCAUUUAAACUCAUUAAUAUACUUUGAAACAUUUAAUUCAAUUAAAUAUUCAUAGAAUUUAUUGUUAAGAUCUUCUUUGUCCAUGUUAAAAUUGUUAAUUAUUAAUUAUAGAUAAUAUUACUAUAGUUCAAUUAGUAUAAAAAUAAAAAAGGAAAAAGAAAUUUGUUAUUUAAUAAUGGAUUAUGCAUUAAUAUAAAAAAUAUUUAUUAUAAACAGAAUUAACAAAAAAAUAAUAAGAUUUAAUAAUUUUGAAUUAUCUAUCAUUUUAAAGAAUUUUCUUAGAAAAUCAUGUAUUGACUUGUAAAACAAUUUAUUAAUGUAUUGAGAAAGUAGAAAAAGGAAAAAAGGAAUAGUAUAAUGUGAUCAACACUUUAUUAUAUAUGAUUCAACAAAAUUGUAAAUAAAAAUUAAUAAUUCAAACUUAAUAAUAGAUAAAAAUAACUUAAUAAGAAUUUAUUAUUAUUACUGAUAUUAAUAUAAUGUAUGAAUUAGCAGAUAAGAUUAUUCUCCAUUUAUCUAAAGUAAUCUAAAAAUAAAUAAAAUUAUGGGAAAAAUAUUAAAAAAAUGAAAUAAGAAAUUUUGAUUAAUUAUUGAAAAUUAUUAAUAAGAUCAAAUUAUAAAAAAAGAAAUGUAUAGAUUUAUUUGAAUAAUAUUAAGAAUUUAGAAAUUAAAUUAAGGAGACUAUUUAUUCUUUGAGAGUAAAAUUAUUAUUUUACAUUAUCAUAUAAUAAGAUUUAAUAUUAAUGACUAAAAUUUAAUCAUAAUUAAUGUAAUUAGAAGAUGCAUAAUAAUUUGAUUUAAAUUUAAAUGAUUUUAAUAAUCUAUCUUUUUUAACUGGUUAAGCUUUAUCUAUAAUAUCAAAUAUAAGUCCAGAAAAUUAAGGAAAAUUAGAACAAUAAAUAACAAAAGAAUUUAAAACAUUUUUUGGAUAUAAAAAUGAUGAAAAAAAUUUAACACAUAUUAAAUAAUUAAUGCCAUCUAAAUUUGCAGAAGUUCAUUCUGGAUUAGUUGAAAAUUUCUUUUUUAAAGGAUAAAGUGAUAGAAUUAAUAAUGCAUCUAUUGCAUUUAUUUUAAAUUCAAAAAAUUUAAUUGAAUAAAUAAAACUAUGUUUAAGUUAUUUUUUCCCAGUUGAUUUAAGAGACACAUCUUUUUACAUGAUUGCACAUGUUUAGAAAACAUCAAAAUAAGAUUAAGAUAUUCAUGAUGAAAAUUUAACAGGUUAUUUUUUAAUUGAUAAAGAAUUUAAUAUUUUUGGAAUGACUUAAAACAUUUAUAAGAAAUUAAAUUAUAGAUAUUAUUUUAAAAAUGAUGUUAAUGCGAAUUUAAUUCCUCCUUAAUAAUUUUAUAAUGAUCACAAUAUUUUUUCAUUAAUACCAUCAUUUUAAUAGAAAUUGUAAAAUUAUUAUGAAAGAUAACCUAAUGGAAGUUUGAGAGAUAAUGAUAUAAUCUUUAUUAAGGAGAGAGGUUUAUUAAAAUUAGAUUUUCAUAAAUAAGAAUAGGAACAUUCUGCUUCAAAAUAAUUCAAUAAGAAAUUCUCAUUUACUAAAUUUACAAAUAAACAAAUUUUGAGUUAAAUGCUUGACAAAAGUAGUGAACUAAUAAACUUUUAGACUAAUGAAAAUAUUAAAUAUUUUCCAAUUGAAUAUACUGUUACUUAAAAAAUCUUACAUGCUUAUAAUCUAAAUAAUAAAAUAGAUCCAUUUUUAUAUUAUUUGAUUGAAAUUGAAAUGUUAGAAGAUUUUAAAAAGAUAUCAGAUUUAAACAAUAGUACUAAUAAAUUUUUAAAAAAUAAUAAUAAUAAUAAUAAGAAACAAUAAUCACCUUAAAAAAUUGAAACAUAAAGAUAAACUACUGCUUAAUUGUUUUAAUUUGAAGCUAUCAAUUUUGUAACUAGUGAUCAUUUAAUUUCAUAAAAUGGUGAUAAGGAAGCCCUUGCAAAAGAAUCUCCUCAAGAAAAAUAAAAAUAAAAAUAAAAGUAAAAGAUUUUAUCAAAAGGACUCAUACCAAUAUAAAAUGAUGCCUAAAGCUAAAAGUCAUCAAUAAUGAAUAUUCCUAAUAAAGUUCAUAAAUUUGUUGAAUUUCUUCAAACAAAUAAAUAUCCAUCUAUAUUUCAUGGAAUAUUUGGAUUAAUUCUAGCACAUUUUGUUAUAGUAAUAUUUUAUAUUAGCAUUACAUCUGUUUUAUUUCAUUAAAAAAAAGAAAUACAAUCAGAUUGCAUAAUUUAUACAUUUAGUGAUGUUGAUUAUUUUAAUGGUUUUAGUUUAAUUUUAUCUGGAUCAAGACAUACAAUAUUUAAUUCAAAUUAUUUCAGUAUAUUAUAACCACUUAUUUUAAAAGUGGAUAAUACAUCAUUAAAAUUGACAAGUAAGGAUUGUAUAGUUAUUUCAUGGCAUUUAUUAAUGUCAGGAUAAUAAGAUCUUGUUGGAAAAUAUGAAAAUUAUUCAUAAAUAUUAUUAGAAUAUGAAUAAAAAUAGAUUACAUACUAUUAUCCUGAUUAUUCUAAUUCAAAAAUUUUAAGUUAAGUGUUACUUGAUUAAGCUACAUAUUAUACUACUAUGUACCUUUAAUUUUAUUUUACUUAUCGUAGCAUUUUAUCAUUAAAUGCUUAUUUAUCUGGUGGAAAUGACAAUAUAUUUUUGUAAUUAAAUUAUUUAAAUUUAGAGUGAGAAAUAGAUAUAUACUUUAUUUUAAUUAUUAAGAUGCCAUUGAAUUAACUGAAGAUUCAAUUUAAUCAUGUUAUGAUUAUAAUAAUGAUGCAAAUAAAUACUUUGAUUAAUUAACUUAAUUAUGGUUUAUAAUUAUGUAUAUAGUAGCAAUUUUAAUUUUAAUUUUCCACAUUGUAACUCUUCUUAAAAUUAAAAAAGUAAUACAAAUAUAUUUAAAAUAAUUUAUUCAAAUAGAUUUUGAGGAAAGUUAAAUUAUAGUAAAAUAAUUUGAGAAUAUGUUACAAAACUUAAAAUAAGAAAAUAUUUUAUUGAAAUAUUAGGAUUUUGAAAUUAUUAAAUAGAUUCCAUCUAAUAUAUUUUAAGUUUUAUAAUAAUAAGAAACUAAAACAACUUUAUAAGAUGAAAAUGAAAUUAAUACUAAUCGUAAAAAAAGAGUAACAUCAAUUAAUGCAAAAAAAAUAAACUUUGCUACUCCAUCUUUUUCAAUCAGAAAAUAUCUUUUAUUAUAUAUAUUUUUGAUGUUACUUAAAAUAUCCUUUUCAGUUGUAUUUUAGAUUUAUUAUGAUUACUUAUCUUCUGGAAUUGCACCAGCAGCUUAAAGAGAAUUAGAAUCAUAAAAAAUGAGGUUAGAUUUCAUUAUGACAAUAAAUAUGUGGGAUACUUAUCUUUUAAAAUAAUUUUAUAAUGCUUCUUAACAUUUAAUAAAUACUAAUUCUAUAUUUAGUUAUUCAAAUUAAAAUAUCAAAAAUAACUAAAAGUUAUUCAAUUUAUUAGAAAUUGAUAAAAAUUCAUUAUUAGAAAAAAUUAAAAUUAUUCAAGCUUAUGAUUUAACUAAUUUUCUAUAUCAUAAUUCAGAUGAAUAAAAUUAAAAUUUAUUAAUUUCUGAAUCUAAUAAAUAAAUUUUAUUAGGAUAAGAUGUUUGUUUAUUGACUAAUUGUAAUAUGAUAGAUGAUUUAUUUCAUGAUCGUCCUCAUACUGAAUAUUUGAUAGAUUAUUACUAAGCUGGUUUAAUAUAAUUAUUUAAGAAUGUUUUGCAAGUAAUAGUAGAAUACAAUUAUCUAAUAACAGAUGACUCUUUAACACCAGAAUAAAAAGUCGAAGGAAUUGUUCAGAUGUAUUAAUCUUUCAAUUAUUUUAUAUAUAUAUUUUAUGGAUUGGAUGCUACAUAAUAUUAGAUAUCAUAAUUUUGUAAAUAUUUUUUAGAUUAAACUUUAAAUUAAUUAGAAUACUUAACAUCUUCAAACAUUAUUUAUGUUUUAACUUUUGGAAUUUUAUUAAUGAUAAUUACUAUUAUUGCUGAAUGCUAUAUUUUCUUCCAUUUCUUUAAUAAAUUUGAAUUAGCUAGAGAGAGUAUUAGAUAAAUUCCACUUGAGACUUUAUUUCAAAAAGGAAUACCAAAAAAAUUGAACAAUAUUAUGAUGAAAUAUAAUUGA
Messenger RNA from Paramecium pentaurelia, 5113 nucleotides. The record is from the annotation of a GenBank genome assembly. NCBI's taxonomy places the organism in Eukaryota, Ciliophora, Oligohymenophorea, Peniculida, Parameciidae.